Rubroshorea leprosula is the source of this 2349-nucleotide messenger RNA. The record is from the annotation of a GenBank genome assembly. NCBI's taxonomy places the organism in Eukaryota, Viridiplantae, Streptophyta, Magnoliopsida, Malvales, Dipterocarpaceae.
AAACCCUGGGACGCAGAGAUGUCUUUUGGCUUGCUCUUUCGGGAGAAAAAAAAACCUAAUAACUUCUACAGAGAUUUUCCAUUGCACUUUCGAUUCUCCUCAUUGGGAUUGCAGAGAUUUUCUCAGAGUUUAUCCUAUCUUCCUUGUUCGAUUCUCCGAUUCUCCUUCAAAGCUCGAACUCAAACCCUAGAUUUGCUGGGAUUCCAAGGAUUUGCCAAGGGAAUCGAAGUUGCGAUUGUUGAAAAGUCACUCGAAAGCAGGAUCGAUGGACCCUAAUGACCCCGAAAUUGUUUAUGUCGACCUGGAACCAAGCAAAGAGAUUCUGGAAGACGAGGGUGAGCAUGAUUUAGGAAAUGAGGCAGAAACCAAAUUUGUACCAAUUUUCAUUCAUUUGGGUGGAAGGUUUAUACAGGGAGCUGGUAAUUCAAUUUCAUAUGUUGAUGGUGAAUGUGAUGACUGGAUUAUUAAUAGGGAUAAAUUGACACUGUUUGAACUUUAUACUAAGGUUGGUAUUGCUGGAUAUGAUGCUGAUAUGGUCGACCAAAUAUGGUAUUUAGAACCAAGAAAAACAAUUACAGAUGGUUUGAAACCUAUUAGGAAUGAUCAUGACAUUAGGGAUGUUUUGGGGGUGUUGAAGGUGGAGAAAAAGGUACAUAUUUAUGUGUCUCAUGUCCCAAAUUUUGCUGAAAUUAUACCUAUCUUACCAUUACCAGCCCCGAGUGAUAAGGGUACGGUUGUCGACAAUCCUGUUGAGGUUGAGGGGAGAGUAGAAAAUGAUCAUGUUGAUGUGGAAGGCAGAGUUGAGGAUGCUGGUCAUGCGGUUGAGGGGUUGAUAAAUGCCGUUGCAGCCCUUUUUCCAAAUGCAGAACACAAACAUUGUGCUAGGCAUAGAUAUGCCAACUUCAGGAAGAAACACAAAGGGAAGGAAUUGCAAGCCUUAUUUUGGAGAUGUGUGAAAGCACUGAAUGAGGCAGAAUUUAAUGCAGCCUUAGCAGAGUUAGGCAAAUUGAAGCCUGCAGCAAGGGAUGACAUAAUGAAUGUGGAUCCCAAGCACUGGAGCAGAGCUUUUUUCAAAGCCGAAAUUAAGUCAUCUAUGGUCGACAAUAACAUGUGUGAGGUGUUCAAUGCCUUAUUUGAUGAUGCACGACACAAGGCAAUAAUUUCUAUCAAUCAAGCAAUGAGAGCUAUGUGUACAGCAAGAAAUGUUGUUAGGAGAGAGUUUGGAUCUGCUAAGUUUGUGGGAGAAUUUGGGCCUAAGAUUUGGACUAAGAUUGUACGAAAUAGGGAAGGUAGCAAGAAAUGCAAAGUCCUAUGGCCUGGUGGAGGUGGUUUUGAAGUUGAGGAUUACAUGAAUAGUAAAAAUAAAGUCAAUUCAGGCAGAAACACUUAUAUUGUAUAUUUGGAAGAUAGAAAAUGCACCUGUAGGUAUUGGGAUAUAUCUGGGAUUCCUUGUAGACAUGCCAUGACUGUAUUGAGUUUAAAAAAAUUGAGAGUUGAAGAAUAUGUUUCAGAUUGGUACAAGUUGUCAAGAUUUAAGGCCUCUUAUGCAUAUGAGGUACCAGUUGUUGAAGGCAUGAAUCAAUGGACACCAACAGGGAUGCCAGCCAUACAGCCACCAGCAACACAGAAGAUGCCUGACAGGCCUAAGAAAAAAAGAAAUCCUGAAGAAUGGGAAGGAAAGAAAAAAAAUGGGAAGACAAGGAAGACAAAUGACCUGCCAGAAAUGCUUCCAAAAGGGUCACAAUUCCAGAUCGUGCCCCAAAUGGAGAAUGAACCAUCUGUGGAGCAACCACCCCCUGUUGAGGACAACCAGCCACCUCAUGGAGAAGACAACCUGCCACGCAUUGCUGAGGAAGAACUAGUGAACAUGACCCAAGAAGAUCCUCCAGUGAGUCAAGUAGUCAGCCCAACUCUACCAGUUCAACAAGCCACAGCUCCCACUACAAGAAAGAAAGAAAGAGCUAGAAGCGCUGAUUGGCUAAAGAAGGCAGAAAAGAGAGCAAGGAAAAAUACCCCAACCCCAACCCAACAAGAGGAUUCGCCACCUGUGCCUCCAUCUGAAACCCAUUCACAAUCCACAAAAACACAAAAAGUCAAGCAUGCCUAUCCAAAAGGGAAGGGGAAGCAACAAUUUGAAGUUGUCUUCAUCUUCUUCAUCCAUAAUUCACACUAAUUUGCCAAAUACCCAUUAUCAUUCUUCAAAGUCUCAUUUUCGUUCUUCAAAAUAUCAUUCUCAUUCUUCAAAUUCCCAUUUUCUUGCACCAAAUCAGUAUUUUCCUUACUCAAUUUCUCAUUCUCUCUCUUCAGCUUCUGUUCCCUGUCUUUUAAUAUUAAAAGCAACUCCCUUGG